This is a messenger RNA of Cephus cinctus (wheat stem sawfly), 1739 nucleotides long. Its product is annotated as formin-like protein 7. The transcript has 3 exons. NCBI's taxonomy places the organism in Eukaryota, Metazoa, Arthropoda, Insecta, Hymenoptera, Cephidae. The record is from RefSeq and is a predicted model, not a curated record. Bases 195 to 1658 code for a protein of 487 amino acids.
GUUCCUGCCACGACAGCGCAACUAACCGUGAAUCCCGUAAGGAGGUACAAGACAGAGUCAUUGGCACGCGUACAAUUUUUCAACAUCAACUUCCAAGAGACAAAUAGAGCAUAUGAAAUUUCGUGUAAUAGGAGAGAGUAUAUAUGACGUAGAGGAGGGAGCAAGCCCUUUAGUCUUCGUGAGUUCUAUGCACGAUGCAUCACGCACUGCACAUUUUCGUGUGUUGCAUCGUGUUGGCGUGCCUUGGGAAUGUUGCGUCAGCUGCGAAACCGCGAGUCGAUCCUGAAUCCUUGGCUGAAGUCACCAAAAAUGUGGAGACCGUACUGUCACCUACGCUCGUGGGGGAAUUACAAGGCGCUCAGUCUAAUAGACCUGCAGUAAACAUCGCACUUACUACACCCAGAGAACAGGACGGACAUGGAUCUGAAAGUGGAAAUUCGUUGGGAAAUGCAGCAGCAUCCGGAAGUGCAUCGACCGCCGAUGGGAACAAUAGGAAGCAAGGAGACAUCAAUUUUAACAAUCAAGUGCAACCGUAUCAUUACGAGCGUAGUUAUCACUACGUUUAUCCUCCUUAUUCAAAGGAAUAUUCUGGGAAUUACUAUAGUCCUCAUUUCCGACCAAAGAAUUAUGAUAAUGCAUUUAAUCAACCCGAUCUAAACGGCCCGUAUGGUCCUCCGCCUUACGAUACUAAUUUAAAUUACAAUAUUAAUUCGCAUAAUCCUGGCAGUGUUAAUUCUGGGUUCGCCGGAAGUUCCGUUGCCAAUGCAAAUUCUGAAGUCAACACGAAUUCUGACGUAGCUGCAAGUUCUGGUGCAAAUUCAAAUUCUCUUGGCAAUGCUAAUGCCGUAGCCAAUUCUAACGCCGCUGCCAAUGCGGAUGCUGCAAGCGGCAAUUUUGGUAAUUCAAAUCAUGACGGAAAUGGCGCGAUUGAAAAUUUUGAAAAAAAUUCUCAUCGGAGACCGCUACCACCAAAUGCAUUUGCCAAUCCGGAAUUAUUGGAGGGACCGCCAAGACGCGAUCGAUUUCCAAGUAUCGAUUUUGAAAGAUUCAGACAGAAAAUAUUAACUAGACAGCAUCCAGUCGAUCCUGGGAAUUACUUCGCGCCUAAUCAUCCGCAGUCUUAUUAUCGUAAUCAAUCGCCGGGAAAUAAUCCUCCCGCAAAUUAUCAAGAACAACCUUAUUUCCCGGGUCAGUCUGCGAAUUACUUGGGAUCGUUCCAAAAGAAUUAUCCACAGUCUAAUUAUAACUACCAACCAUCAGACAAUUUCAAUAAUUUGUUUAACGAUAAUUUCAGAAAAGCCUUCAAACCUUUACCUAAUUUCGGAGAUUUUUAUCCUGGUUACAAUAAUUUUCAACCACAAACACCUCCACUAGGUCCACCUCCAAAUGUGCAUUUCCCACCACCUCCACCGCCGAAUGAUCAUUAUCCGUCACCUCCUCCGCCUCCGCCUCCACCACCACCUCCAACCCCAUCUCCACCUCCAAAUUCAUCUGGUACCAAUUCACAUAAUUCUGAUCCACCAAUGCCUGCGCCGGAAUCCAGUUCGAAUCAUGAAGUCAAACUAUUUUACCCGGCUAUGAGGGAUAAUUUUGAUUAUGUAUUUCGACCACGUGGUUUCCGACACUUUAGCAUUACCACACGCAAUUAUGCAAUGUAGAUGAUAUAAUUAGGUUAUAUUAUUUAAUAUCGAAAAUAAUGGUAUUCACUGUAUACACCGAAUAAACUAAUUAAUUAAUUA